CUCUCGUGUUUCUGCAAGUUUCGUGGUGUAUUCAUUCUUGAGCAAUGGUAUUCGGGAUGGGAGGGGGGAGCGGUCGUAAUCAAGAUGAGACAACCUAGCCUUCCGGAAAAUUUGGAAAACCGCCGAUACAUUGUAUACCAAUUGGUGCUCAUGCUUCGUGCACAUAUUGCUGCUGUGCUGUCUAGCCGUGGAAUCAGCUUCUGGUCGAUGCAACAAGACUCAUUGUGGACCGAGAACUUUGUAUCAAUGGAAGUGGAAAAACAUUAUCCACACUCACAGUUGAUAUUUGAUACAGUCGGCAACGAUCAGGUGAGGCAGUAUUCAUUCAAAGAGAGUUUCGUGCUCAUUUUGUAUUCUAGAAAUUUGAGCAAAACUGGUCAUCACAACGCAACUCUUUGCAAUCCAAACCUCAUAAGCGACCUCUCAAGUAAAAUCAAAGAGUUCGAAGCCCGUCAAGAUCUCAUCCGGGCACUCAUUCGGCUGCCCUGGCCUUUUAAAGUCAAGUGUAUUCCAAAACUCUCCAAUAUUAUUUUUGCUUACCAAGCUUACCACUAG
Molecule: messenger RNA, 555 nt
Organism: Haemonchus placei
Lineage: Eukaryota; Metazoa; Nematoda; Chromadorea; Rhabditida; Trichostrongylidae
Source: the annotation of a GenBank genome assembly